GUGACCCUGAACAACGGGGUGGUUAUGCCGCUGGUGGGAUUUGGGACUGCGGGGCUGGGGGCAGCGACAGAGGAGGCGACUGCAUGGGCACUGGCCAGCGGAUACCGCCUGCUGGACUCUGCACAGGCGCAGGAGUGGUACAGGGAGGAUCUUGUGGGGCUGGCGGUGCUGAAGUCAAGGGUGCCCCGAGAGCAGGUCUUCCUCACCUCCAAGCUGCACCCCAGGCAUCAUGGGCGCGAGGAGGCGAUGAUCCAGUUCACAAAAUCACUGAGCGCUUUAGCAGUGGAGCAAGUAGAUCUCUUUUUACUGCAUUACCCCGAGUGCUGGCCGGGAUUAUGUGGCGAGGGGUUUACGCCGAAGGGCACCUGGCACGACAGCUGGCGCGCCCUGGAAGACCUCGUCGACAAGGGGCUCGUGCGAGCCAUCGGCGUGUCCAACUUUGGCAUCGAUGAGCUGGCGGAGCUGUUAGCGAUGGCGCGCAUCAAGCCGGCCCUCGUGCAGCGCCACUCCGACCCGCUGGCCGCCGAUGCCGAGGUCCGCGCAUUCUGCCGCCUCGCUGGCAUCCAGUACCAGGGAUACAGCACGCUGGGGUCGCAGUGGCUGAUGCGCGGCAUGGAUGAGAAUCCGGUGCUGACCAACCCCGUCGUAGACCGCGUCGCCAACGAGACCGGCCGAGACGCCGCGCAGGUCGUACUGCGCUGGGCGCUGCAGCACGGCCAGGGAAUAGUGCCACGCUCAUCAAAAAAGGAGCGCAUAGCAGCCAACCGUGACUUGGACUUUGUGCUGUCGGCGGAUCAGAUGCAUCGCAUCGACUUUCUGGAUGGCAGCCUGCUGCACACUGUGUGA
Messenger RNA from Coccomyxa subellipsoidea C-169, 846 nucleotides. RefSeq names its product Aldo/keto reductase. The transcript has 6 exons. Gene Ontology annotation, molecular function: oxidoreductase activity. Lineage: Eukaryota; Viridiplantae; Chlorophyta; Trebouxiophyceae; Coccomyxaceae. The record is from RefSeq and is a predicted model, not a curated record. The annotation marks the transcript as partial.